Molecule: messenger RNA, 2865 nt
Organism: Poecilia latipinna (sailfin molly)
Lineage: Eukaryota; Metazoa; Chordata; Actinopteri; Cyprinodontiformes; Poeciliidae
Gene: tmem125a
Product: transmembrane protein 125a
Exons: 4
Coding region: 2070-2768 (232 amino acids)
Source: RefSeq, a predicted model, not a curated record
UCCACCCAGCAGCGUCCCCUGCCGCCGCUCGCUGCCACACCUGCAUUAAACGGGGGAAGUCCGUCGAUGCGGUGAGCAGGCGAAGGAGAGACGCUGAGUCUGCGGACGGACAGCCAACGGAGGCAGCGAGACGGGCACUACAGCCGCCAGGAUCGGAACCUCCUGGUCCGAAAGGCUGAAGGUGCUCAGCGAGAGACAGCUGUGGGACUUUACGUAGCCCACGCAUGGCUGAAUAUAAAAAAAAGGACCUUCACGGCUCAGAAAGGAAGACAUCAGACUGACAAACCAAGUGCGCAGCACCAAAAAUCCAACAGGCAGCACAAACGAGAAACACAGAGUGGCCACUGAGAGGAGGCCUGGUGGUGAGACAGAGGAGCACAGGAGCAAGGUGCCUAAACCUGCAGCUUUAUGCCAGAUAAGUUUUCCUUUGUGAUCCCUGACAGAGAGGACAGUGACUCUGACUCGGACAUUGUCUCUGCACCGUUUCCGGACAGUGAGGCUCCCCGAGGUCCUCGCCUGUCCAUUGUAUCGGGAGAGAGAGAGAGAGAGAAAAAGAAAAAUCCAGCUUGUCUACAUAAAGACCUAUUCAGCAUCAUUCCUCUUGGCCGACAACAACAGAAUCCACCAAGAAAAGCAGUGUCCUUAGCCCUGAGCAAUUCCCUUCAUCCUUAGCCCCUUCUUCUCAAACCGCUUUACACCUAUUCCUCCCCCUCAGCCUCAAUCCACUUCCCAGCCUUAUCCCCCAUUUGAAGUCCCACAUGACAGCUCAGAAACAUCCGUUACCCUACCAGUCCACACGAGCCUGCUCUCCUCUCCCUCCAGCCCCUGUGGCGCUUGGCACCAGUGCCCAUCACAUAGACAGAUGGAGCCAACCCUGACCCCGCUCUUCGCCCGUGGGGAUGCCAAGAGAUUCAACGCCUGAGUAAAGGAGAGGGGCGGGGGUUGGAGUGAGAGUGAGCGUGACGAAAAGGAACAGGAAGAGCAGAAGGAGAGCAUCACACUGUCACCACGGCAACACGUCACACAAACUCCUGUGGACUCCCCAUCAGCUGUAGUCGAUGCUCUCGGAUAAAAUCGCGCGCAGCGGGAAGUUCGGCUCAUGUUUUCCCUUUGGCAUGUUUUUACUUUGGGCGUUUGACAGAAAAAUCUUGCUCUAGCUUUUUUUUUUUUUUGUCUGGGCAAGGUGUCAUCAAAAUACUUGAUGAGGAAACCAAAGAUACAGGAGGAAAACCAUUUUUCUAUGACAUACAGACUCUGAACACUAAUUUUAGAUAGAAGUGAGCACCAAAUGGAAACGGACUGAGAGAACUGAGUCAAUAAUUUGUUUCACCUGAGGAAACCAGAAGAUAGAAAUCUUGUGGGACUUCACACGCUGUGGGUGUGCUUUUCCCUCCUGUUACCUGCGACAUUCAUGUAUGUAAUACAAUAAUUACAUGAGUAUUAACUUUGCACAGGAGCGUUAUCAGAUUCAUUUUCCCGAUGCCAAACUUUGCCUGUUUGGAUCCUGUUUUUUUUACAUUUUUCUGCAGAUGAUCAGGACUCAGAUGAGCAUACAAUACCAGGCAACCAAUUUUAAGAGAGCCACGUUCCACAAUAAAUGAAGUACUAAUAGCCAGUGAAAUGAAUCCAGCUGGCCAACAUAACAGAGAGGGGAAUACCGGCAUCCCAAAGCUUCCCAGGUGACUGCUGCCGCCGUGGAGGGACAAACUAAAAAUUCUGCUGCUGCUGCCCGGAUUCUUUGCUUUGAAUAUUGAUGCAGUAAAGGACAAUUUGUAUCCACUGGCUGUGGGCUAUAAAGAUUUUCAUUCACACAGAGGCAGCCGACCUAAGAUGACUUUUCUGGGACCUUUUUGUACACACCGGUGCUGAUAAGAUCCAAAUACACUGGGCUUAGAGGAGGCUUACAAAUCCUGUAGCGUUUUAGAUUUCCACAGUUAGAAUUAUGAAUAUUUUAUUUAAAUCAUCUGGAAUCUUCUUUUGUUUUUGUCAUCAAGAAAUCUGACAAAAGACCAAGGUCAUUGGUGGAUUCUUCUGUCGUCCAUAUUCAGCAGGUUGGGAGUGGCAGCAGGAUGCCAGAGUUGGACAACUUCCCCCCUCUGAAUGAAGACAGAAGCCCAGAUCUGGGCCUUAACGGUCCGGCGGACCCGGCCCAAAUUCAGCACAGCAUCCUUGAGGAGCAGGUGGAGCUGUGGUGGUUCAGAGACCCUGGGCGGUCUUUCCUUUGCUACUGUGUCUCGGUGCUCCUAAUCCUGGGCUGCGGACUCGGAGGCGUCGGCCUUCUCUCCACCACCACCAGCGUAUCGAGCGAAUGGCGGCUCGGCGCAGGCACGGCCCUGUGCCUGUUGGCCCUGGGCGUCCUGCUCAAGCAGCUGCUCAGCUCGGCCGUGCAGGACAUGAACUGCGUCCGGAGUCGACACCAGAUAGACAUGCUGAAGAGCGGCGGCUUGUCCGACGUCUUGGUGGUUCUGAUCACGGGGAUGUCGCUGCUGAUUUGUGGAGGGGUUCUCCUGCAUUUAGCGCUGGUUCACCAUAUGCCGAAGCCGGGCCAAGCCCUCAAUGACAUGUACAUCUCUGGAGUGGUUUUGCUGGCGGGUGGAGGAGUCGCCGUCGUGGGCGUUGGGAUAUACACGGUGGUGGCUGUCCUGCUGGGGAGGACGAGACACGGACGGAGACUUGUAGACCGAGUUCUGAAUGUGUUUACCGUGUCAGGACACAUGGACCGCCACGCUCGCAGGGAGACCGCCUCCAGCUUGGCCAACCUCAUAUGAGGUCCGACUGCAGUGAAGCCGUGUUGGUUGGAUGGUUCCUGUUUCAAGUUUACUGGAGAAAAAUUUAACCUGAUCAAAAGAUUUGAAAAGAAAACAA